Molecule: messenger RNA, 933 nt
Organism: Phytophthora sojae
Lineage: Eukaryota; Oomycota; Peronosporomycetes; Peronosporales; Peronosporaceae
Exons: 1
Coding region: 1-933 (310 amino acids)
Molecular function (GO): DNA-binding transcription factor activity
Source: RefSeq, a predicted model, not a curated record
AUGCAGCCUCCGACGCCGAGGCCGGCGCCUGAAGCGGCGGGAGAACCGCGCGCCGAUUCAGAGAACACGGACGCGCUGCACGAGUCGCUGAUGGAGGUGGUGGCCAAACAGGCCUCGGACGAGCUGUCUCUGCCUCGCAUCGCGGCCGCCAAGAAGGUGCAGCAGCGCAGCGCGCACAUGAUCGCGCUGUCGCACGAGCUGACGCUGGAGGAGCUGCGCCCGCACUUCGACAAGCCCAUCGUGGAGGUCGCGCGCGAGUUCGGCAUCUGCACCACGUUCCUCAAGAAAAUGUGUCGCCGCUGCGGCAUCGAGCGCUGGCCGCACCGACAGAUCCGCUCGCUGACCCGCACCAUUCAAAUGCUGGAGCAGGUGGAGGCCGUGGCCACCGACCCGGAGGAGAAGGCGAGAUACACGCUGCAGAUCGAGGAGCUCAAGGAGAAGCAGCGCGCCGUGAUGGAGGAUCCGGACGCGCACGCUAACCUAAAGAGGAGGAAGAGAUAUGGCACCCCGAAGAGCUCCACGACAAGUGAUGGUGCUGUGGCAACGGCUGCCAGCAAAGUCUCCGAGCUGCCUUCGACGACGCAGCCUUCCGAUCUUGGUUCUAUCCAACCGAGCACCGAGAAUCUGUCAGCUCUAGCCAUUGCAGCAGAAUCGUUGAUGGCCUCCGCCGGGCCUCCGAAGGAACCUUGUGAUGUGCCGGUUUCAUCUCCGCUUGGUGCGCAGAUCCCCCCAGCGGCGUUAACAGCUCCAGCUCCACUUGCAACACCAAUGCAGGCUAGUGCUUCCACUUCACCGUCAGCGAGGCUCUCGCCAAGCAACCGCAAGUUAAAGCUGGCAAAGGUUCGUGAUGAUGCUGAAAGUCGCCUUCGCAGCACUUCCAUCGGGUCGUUGCAAGAUCAACCAGCCAAGCAGCCGAGCGCGAAUGGUGCGUAG